Messenger RNA from Cyphellophora attinorum, 540 nucleotides. RefSeq lists its product as uncharacterized. The transcript has a single exon. The coding region runs from base 1 to 540 and encodes 179 amino acids. The record is from RefSeq and is a predicted model, not a curated record. Lineage: Eukaryota; Fungi; Ascomycota; Eurotiomycetes; Chaetothyriales; Cyphellophoraceae.
AUGGAGACGGUCUUGGAAAGUCUACCGCUUGAGGACCUAAAACCAGAUGAUCUUGCGGACUGGACUCCUGGGCAGACUGAGAUUUCAGGUAUUCUCGUCCACGUCCCAUUUGUGUACACGCGAGAAAAAGUACGGGAGCAAUCUGUAGACUACGAUGAGAUCAGAGUCGAUGACGACUUCGUCAAUGGCUCAGGCAUUACUCAGCUGCUAUAUUGUUUCGACGGCUUCAUGGACGAAGUUGUACCACAAAAGAAUACUUCUACGAUUGCCGACUGCCUUCUGGUGGCAUGGACCGAUGAACAUGAAAAGUCGACAGGGCCAGAGGACGACUCGGAUGCGGCUCUGCUGGACCUGAUCGAGCCUGCUGAAGCUCUGGCCGCCCAAAGCAGUCCAGAACUCACAUUGUCUCUAGUAAUUCUGAACUGGCACGCAGGCAUAGCUAGUCGGGCAGGAGUUUUACAGUUUCGACUGCGUGCCAAAGAAUUAUCUGCGGAAAUGCAGCGGAUGAGACCUCUUAAGGCGACAUUCAUGAUGGACUAG